GCACUCAGCUGUUCUACGUUAAUACCAAUGGUUUUGGGAAACAGCUCAGAGAUUUAACGAUGCCCUCAGCUGUUCUACAUUAAUACCAAUGAUUUUGGGGAACAGCUCAGAGAUUUAACGAUGCACUCAGCUGUUCUAGGUUAAUACCAAUGGUUUUGUGCAACAGCUCGGAGAUUUAACGAUGCACUCAGCUGUUCUACAUUAAUACCAAUGGUUUUGGGAAACAGCUCAGAGAUUUUACGAUGCACUCAGUUGUUCAACGUUAAUACCAAUGAUUUUGGGGAACAGUUCAGAGAUUUAACGAUGCACUCAGCUGUUCUACGUUAAUACAAUUGGUUUUGGGAAACAGCUCAGAGAUUUAACGAUGCUACUACAAAGGUUUUAAUGAUCAACAUAGCUUUAAGAUGGUUUUGGGAAACAGCUCAGAGAUUUAACAAUGCUCCUACGAAGGAUUUAAUGAUGAACAUAGCUUUAAGAUUGUUUUGGGAAACAGCUCAGAUAUUUAACGAAGCUCCUACGAAGGUUUUUUAUGAUAAACAUAGCUUUAAGAUUGUUUUGGGAAACAACUCAGAUAUUUAACGAUGCUCCUACGAAGGUUUUAAUGAUAAACAUAGCUUUAAGAUGGUUUUGGGAAAGCAGGUCCUGGACAAAAGCAUCUGCUGAAUUCAAAAGAAAAUGUUUUACAUACAGAUCUCAUGCUACUGUAUUUAAUCUUUUACGUUAUUAUUUUUUUAAAUUGAUGUCACAAAUGUAUCAUUUGUACCUAUCUCUAUAAAAUAUUUAGUUAUUUGUUACAUUUGACUGUGUAAAACCUAGCAGUACUUCUCAUUUCUCUGAGUGAGGCAGAUAUAUAAUUUUGCAUGAUUAUUUGUCUCUCUGAAAUAAAACCAACAAGUGAUAAGUUUUCAACAAAUACAUGUCUGUCAUUGAGCUACCCCAUGCCAUGAUUAGAUAGUGAAAAAACACACCAAUCUCUUUCAAAAUGUCUCUAAGAAAUAAACGCUAAUUUCCAAAUGUUUCUGAAAAUGGGUAUAUAGCGUGGAAUGAAACUCUUCUUAUGUUUCUCCAUCUGAGCUCAGAGUAAAUGAGAGAUGUAAUGUUUGUCUCUGUUGUGUUGAAGCCCAAUCAAGCAGGAGAGACCACCCUCCCCCUGUUCCCAGCUUUGUGUCCAUGAAGAGUGACUGGUCUAUGAAUCCUCCUCUAAACUUUAGAGAGGGAGACUUUUCUACUGAACAAAUAAACCAACAGGAGAGAUCAGAGUCAGAGACUCUCAGUGGUCAGUCUUCCCAGAGUCAUCAAACAGACCUGGCCUCCAUAUUCAGUUUGCUUGAAGAGAAUAUUAUGACAUUUGUGAAGAAUGAACUGAAGAGGUUCAAGAGGAUUCUUAGUCCAAAACUCCCAGAAUGCUUUGAGAGUCAGAAGCAGGAUAAGGAAGUGGUGGAUGCUGAAGAUGAGAAGCAGGAGAGCAGUGCCAGAGAGGGGGCUCUGAAGAUCACACUGCACGUCCUGAGGAAAAUGAACCAGAUGGAGCUUGCUGACACACUGGAGAAAUAUGAGCUUGCUCUGAUUUGCCAAAGUGAACUCAAAUCUAAUCUAAAGAAGAAGUUUCAAUGUGUAUUUGAGGGGAUCGCUAAACAAGGAAACCCAACACUUCUCAAUAAGAUCUACACAGAGAUCUACAUCACAGAGGGUGGAACAGGAGAGGUCAAUAAUGAACAUGAGCUGAGACCGAAUGAGACAACAACCAGGAAACAAGCAAGACCAGAGACUGCAAUCAAAUGUAAUGACAUCUUCAAACCCUUAGCUGGACAAGACAAACCUAUCAGAACUGUGCUGACAAAGGGAGUCGCUGGCAUUGGAAAAACAGUCUCUGUGCAGAAGUUCAUUCUGGACUGGGCUGAAGGAAAAGCAAAUCAGGAUGUCCAAUUUGUAUUUUCAUUCCCUUUCCGGGAGCUGAAUUUAAUGAAAGGGGAUGAACACACUUUCAUUGAACUUCUUAAUCACUUCUCAAUGGAAACCAAACAAUCAAGAAUCUCCAACUACGACAAGUACAAAGUUCUGUUCAUCUUUGAUGGUCUGGAUGAGUGCCGACUGCCCCUAGACUUCCAGAAGAACAAGAUUUGUUGUGACGUCACAGAGUCAACCUCAGUGGAUGUUCUGCUGACAAAUCUCAUCAAGGGAAAUCUGCUUCCCUCUGCUCUCCUCUGGAUAACUACCCGACCUGCAGCAGCCAAUAAGAUCCCUUCAGGGUGUGUUCACCAGGUGACAGAGGUACGAGGGUUCAAUGACCAACAGAAGGAGGAGUACUUCAGGAAGAGAUUCAGUGAUGAGGACCUGGCCAACAGAAUCAUCUCACACAUAAAGACAUCAAGGAGCCUCCACAUCAUGUGCCACAUUCCAGUCUUCUGUUGGAUUUCUGCAACAGUCCUUGAACACAUGCUGAAACAUAAGAGAGAAGAGAUGCCCAAGACUCUGACUGACAUGUACACACACCUUGUGGUGUUUCAUACCAAACAGAAGAAUGAAAAGUAUCUUGGGAAAGAAGAGACAGGUCCACACUGGAAUAAAGAGAGCAUUCUGUCACUGGGAAAACUGGCUUUUCAACAGCUUGUGAAGGGCAAUCUGAUUUUCUAUGAAAAAGACCUGAAAGAGGCUGGCAUUGAUGUCAAUGAAGCCUCAGUGUACUCAGGAUUGUGCACACAGCUCUUUAAAGAGGAAUGUGGGCUGUACCACGACAAGGUGUACUGCUUUGUUCAUCUGAGCAUUCAGGAGUUUCUGGCUGCUGUAUAUGUGUUCCUCUCAUUCAUCAACAACAAUGAGAAUGUAAUGGACAAACUACAAACCAAGUCCAGUAUCUUUUCUUUGCUGUUCAGAGGCAAGCAUAAAGUUACUGUCUACAAGAGUGCUGUGGAUAAAGCCUUACAAAGUGAGACGGGGAAACCUGGACCUUUUCCUCCGCUUCCUGCUGGGCCUCUCACUGGAGUCCAAUCAGAAGCACUUACGAGGUCUACUGACAAAGACAAGAAGCAGCUCACAGAGCCAUGA
Oncorhynchus masou masou (cherry salmon) is the source of this 3045-nucleotide messenger RNA. RefSeq names its product NLR family CARD domain-containing protein 3-like. The record is from RefSeq and is a predicted model, not a curated record. Bases 1171 to 3045 code for a protein of 624 amino acids. The transcript is spliced from 4 exons. Lineage: Eukaryota; Metazoa; Chordata; Actinopteri; Salmoniformes; Salmonidae. Gene Ontology annotation, biological process: intracellular signal transduction.